AUGGAUGAGGUCUCGGAGUUCCUCGAUGAAUCCAUCAGAGGAAACUGUGAGGGCCUGAUGGUAAAAACCUUGGAUGAUGAUGCUACUUAUGAGAUUGCUAAAAGGUCGCAUAACUGGCUUAAGUUGAAAAAAGACUACCUGGAUGGUGUGGGUGACACGGUGGACCUGGUGGUGCUGGGUGGCUACCACGGGACUGGCAAGAGGGUGGGGCGAUUCGGUGGCUUUCUGCUCGGCUGCUACGAUGAGGAUAAUGAAGAGUUUCAAACUAUUUGCAAGAUAGGUACGGGGUUCAGUGAUGCGGACCUUGAGAAGCAUUCAGAAUUCUUCAAGGGCCACUUGCUUGAGGGUCCCAAAUUCGACGCUAGUCACGUGCCUGACAGAUGGUUUGAUGUUGUCCAAGUGUGGGAGGUCAAAGCCGCUGACCUAUCGCUGUCUCCAGUCCAUAAAGCGGCCAUGGGAUUGGUGGACCCAGAGAAAGGCAUCUCACUCCGCUUUCCUCGCUUCAUUAGGAUCAGAGACGAUAAGAAAGCCGAACAAGCCACAAGUAGUUCUCAGAUUGCGAGUAUGUAUAGGAGCCAGGAUCAGAUCAUCAACCAACAGAGGAGCAAAUCUAGGGACGACGACGAUGAAGAGGAUUACUGCUUCUGA
Helobdella robusta is the source of this 648-nucleotide messenger RNA. RefSeq lists its product as hypothetical. Gene Ontology annotation, cellular component: mitochondrion; nucleus. The record is from RefSeq and is a predicted model, not a curated record. The transcript is spliced from 6 exons. Gene Ontology annotation, biological process: lagging strand elongation; DNA biosynthetic process; DNA repair. Lineage: Eukaryota; Metazoa; Annelida; Clitellata; Rhynchobdellida; Glossiphoniidae. Bases 1 to 648 code for a protein of 215 amino acids. Gene Ontology annotation, molecular function: ATP binding; DNA ligase (ATP) activity.